This is a messenger RNA of Amphibalanus amphitrite, 2709 nucleotides long. RefSeq names its product ubiquitin carboxyl-terminal hydrolase 16-like. The record is from RefSeq and is a predicted model, not a curated record. Gene Ontology annotation, molecular function: cysteine-type deubiquitinase activity; cysteine-type endopeptidase activity; zinc ion binding. The transcript has a single exon. Gene Ontology annotation, biological process: protein deubiquitination. NCBI's taxonomy places the organism in Eukaryota, Metazoa, Arthropoda, Thecostraca, Balanomorpha, Balanidae. Bases 1 to 2709 code for a protein of 902 amino acids. Gene Ontology annotation, cellular component: cytosol; nucleus.
AUGUGCCAGCACGUGGGCAAGAGCGUCAGCCUGGCUGACAUUAAGCGGCAGCUGAAGUCGAACCGGUGGAUCGGCGCCUGCGACAAGAAGGUGCCGACCCCGUGCACGGCACCCGCGGAUGGGGAGGAGCAGUCGGUGCCGUCGGGCGCGCAGCUGCCGCACGGCGUCUGGCUGUGCAUGCAGUGCGGCCACCAGGGUUGCGCGAGGCACGCCACGCAGCAUUUUAACACGCCGCGCUCCGACUCGCACACGCUGGCCGUCAACGCCGCCGCCGACUGGGGCGUCUGGUGUUUCACAUGUAACGAGAAAGUGUCACUGAAGAGUAAUAAGAAACUUCACGAAGCUGUGCAGUUUGUCAAGAAAAAGCAGGGAACUCUACGUCCCGGGACCACGCCAUCCAAGGAGGACACUCCGCCUCCCAAGUCUUCCAAGGGCGCCUCCGCUAAGGAGAAACAGGCUCAAGCGGACUGUGAUAACGAGUCACUUCCGAAGGUCAAGGGUCUGAUCAACCUGGGCAACUCGUGUUACCUGAACUCGGUGCUGCAGUGUCUGAGCCAGUGCCACUACCUGACGCACUACCUAGACAUCAGCAGCCGCUCCGGGCGAAAGGUCACAGUCAGCGCUAACGGGGAGACAAUGAAGCUGGUGCUGCCGGAGGGCGGGCCCAUCACCGCCUCGCUGUGCGACUUUCUCAAGAAGAUGCACAUCACGGGCACCGGCUCCACCGUCUCCCCCAGUCAUCUGCUCAGAAAGAUCGCCCUGAAGGUGCCCCAGUUUGUGGGCUGCGACCAGCAGGACGCACACGAGCUGCUGCGAGCGCUCAUGGAGCAGGCGCGGCUUGAGGAUCUCCGGCGGCACCAGAAGCAGAUCCUGCUCGAUCUGGGGCUGCCGGCCAAGGCCGACCCCAAGGAAGUACCCGACGACAUGAAGGCGCGUGCCAAGGCGCUGGGCCGCCAGGUAUCGCAUACGACCAUCGACUCCAUCUUCAGCGGCCAGCUGGUCAGCCUGGUGGUGUGUCAGGCCUGCAUGGCCUGCACACACAGCAUGGAGCCCUUCCUCGACCUCUCGCUGCCCGCCGCCGAAUAUAUCAUCUUCAGCCCGCUGUCGGAGCUCGACCCGCCGCCGGCCUCGGUCAGCGGGGAAUCGACGGAAGACGAGCUGAACGAACCGCCGGCCUCAGUCAGUCCGGACCCGCCGGCUGACGAGCCGCCCGCCUCGGUCAGCCCCGACCCGCCGGCUGACGAGCCGCCUGCCUCGGUCAGCCCCGACGCGCCGGCCGACCUGGCCGCGGAGGAGCUCUCGGAGCGGCUCAGCGCGCUGAUAGUGGACCGCGCCGGCGCCGCUGCCGCUGCGAACUCGUGUGGGGACGAGCCGGGCCCGCUGACGGUGAACGGCCGGCCGUCGUCACCGGUGGAGGCGGACGCGGCGCCGGCCGGGCUGGUGCCACUGGUCGGGGAGAGUGCUGACAAAGCCCCGAACGGUGCGCCGGAGACGGCGGGAGCGGACCAGGUGGGGGAGAAGCAGAGCUCUGUGCCGGCGGAGAACUGCGGAGAGGCAGUGGAGGCGCGUGAGAACAGUCUGGGCGCUCCGAACGGUCACUGCGGAAGGGCAGCCGAGGAGGCCCCGCGGGAGGGCCAGUCGCCGUCACCCGGUGAGGUGCCGGGCGGUGUGCCGACGGAGGCAGUGGCGAACGGCCAGAGCUCAACGGCAGGGUUGGCGGACGGCGGUGAACUCCAGUCUGCGCCGAACGGCGGGACCUGCGCGCCAACCGAGUCUGCCCCGGCCGAAAGGGCGGGGACCCCCUCACCGGCGGCCAAUCCCUCGGACGGCCCGCCGCCGCCGCUGAGCCGCUGUGAGUGGCUCAGUCGAGCUCUGACCACCCUGGCGCCGCGCUACCAGGCGGCCGCUGGCGAGUGCAGCCUGCUCACCUGCCUUAACCAGUACACGGCGCCCGAGCUGCUCACCGGCAACAGCAAGUUCGGUUGCGACAACUGCACCGAGCUGCGCAACAAACGGCUCAAGGCGGCUGAAAAAGCAGCUGAGAAGAAACUCGGCACAGUAUACAGCAACGCCAGCAAGCAGCUGCUCAUCUACAGUCCGCCGCCGGUGCUGACCAUCCACCUGAAGCGGUUCGAGGUGUGCAGCUUCAGCCUGCGGAAGGUAAACCGGCACGUGCAGUUCGGCGAGCGGCUCGAUCUGGCCCCCUUCUGUUCCUCCAUCAGCCAGGACCUGCCUCAGAUGCGGGCCGGCCAGCGGCGGGUGCUCUACUCGCUUUUUGGUGUCGUUGAGCACAGCGGUCGACUGACCAGCGGCCACUACACAGCCUACGUGCGCGUGCGCCGCCGUCACGACCAGCUCACCGUCAACCCUGCGCGAGUCACCACACUCGUCACCGACGCGUUCGCCGUGGCGUGUGAGCGGGCAAGGCAGCGCGCCGAGCAGACCCGACCGGAGACCACGGACGGACCGUCCCCGGUCAGGCCCGCAGAGGAGGGCCGGGAUGACGGGGAGGGCGAGGACCCCGCCGCCGCGCCACAGGAGUCACAGACGGAUCAAAAACAGCCCGCCCCGGAGCCCGAGACGGAGCCGGAGCCGCAGCCGGAGGCCGGGCGGUGGUUUUACGUGAGUGACAGGCACGUCACAGAGGUGACUCUGGACAAGGUGCUCAAGGCGCAAGCUUACAUGUUGUUCUACGAGCGAAUUGUGUAA